This is a messenger RNA of Alosa alosa (allis shad), 649 nucleotides long. RefSeq names its product chemokine (C-X-C motif) ligand 19 (gene cxcl19). Gene Ontology annotation, cellular component: extracellular region. The transcript is spliced from 3 exons. Gene Ontology annotation, molecular function: CXCR chemokine receptor binding; chemokine activity. NCBI's taxonomy places the organism in Eukaryota, Metazoa, Chordata, Actinopteri, Clupeiformes, Clupeidae. The record is from RefSeq and is a predicted model, not a curated record. Gene Ontology annotation, biological process: chemokine-mediated signaling pathway; neutrophil chemotaxis; antimicrobial humoral immune response mediated by antimicrobial peptide. Bases 71 to 367 code for a protein of 98 amino acids.
UCUGCUGAGAUAUAUUAGAGAUUGACUUAUAGGUUUCCAAUCACCAUCUCAGUGUUUUACUUACUGUAAGAUGAAGGUUAUCCUGCUUCUUGCGUUGACUGGAUUGUUGAUCAUUGCCACAAGUGGCAUGCCAGCCUUGGGGAAAGGCUACAACAGCCACUGUCUCUGCUUUGAGUUUGAGUCUCGGGUCAUCCCGCAGGAGAGGCUGCGGAGUGUUGAGAUCCUUCCCCGAGGCCCGCACUGCAGCAGCACCGAGAUUGUUGCCCGUUUGGUGACCGGUGAGAAGAUCUGUCUCAACCCUAGCGCAACGUGGGUCAGGAGGCUUGUCCGCUAUGUGAUAGAGAAGGAGGCCCUGCAGCGGGGUUGAGUGUGGGACAAAGCAGUUGUUUCCUUUCUUCUGGAGCUGCUCAUGAGGCAGUUACCAGUUCAGUGUAAUCUUGGUUGCAACCCAUUUUGUCUUGAGCCAGUCUUUUAUUGUGGUUCUACCUUUUUGUAGACAAGAUUUGUAACAUUUAUGUUUUCUUUAUAUGUUAUGUUUUUCCCACACAAGCAGGAUGCUGUAACAUUCCACUCAUUUUUUGCAUAGGAUGUCUCUCAGAAAAGUUUGGUAUUUUGUUCAAGGACAAUAAAACUCAGACUUUAUAUUGUA